AUGACUGACGCUGCUCUCCGCCUGGGCUCCAUUGCCCCCAACUUCAAAGCUCUGACUACCCAGGGCGAGAUUGACUUCCACGAAUUCAUUGGUAACAGUUGGACCAUUCUCUUCUCACACCCGGCCGAUUUCACACCGGUGUGCACCACUGAGCUGGGUGCCUUCGCCCGCCUUCAGGAUGAGUUUGAUCAGCGCGGAGUGAAGAUGAUCGGAUUGGCAAGUCCCUCCCAUCUCUCCAUGGGUUCCCAUGCCGACUGGAUCAAGGACAUCAAUGAAGUCAACUCCACUCAAGUCAAGUUCCCCAUCAUUGCCGAUGCGGACCGCAAAGUUGCCUACCUUUACCAAAUGAUCGAUCAACUCGAUUUGGAAAAUGUCGACAGCAAGGGCAUCGCCUUCACCAUCCGCUCCGUCUUCAUUAUCGACCCUAACAAGAAGAUCCGCCUGAUCAUGGCUUACCCUGCUUCCACUGGCCGUAACACCGCUGAAGUUCUGCGUGUGAUCGACUCGUUGCAGACUGGUGAUAAGAGAGGUGUCACCACACCCGUUAACUGGCUGGUGGGUGAGGACGUUAUUGUACCACCAACUGUUAGCACCGAGGAUGCUAAGAAGAAGUUCGGCGAGAUUCGUGAAGUGAAGCCUUACCUUCGCUUCACCACUCUCAAGGAGUAA
This is a messenger RNA of Penicillium coprophilum, 669 nucleotides long. RefSeq names its product peroxiredoxin. NCBI's taxonomy places the organism in Eukaryota, Fungi, Ascomycota, Eurotiomycetes, Eurotiales, Aspergillaceae. Gene Ontology annotation, cellular component: mitochondrion; cytosol. Gene Ontology annotation, molecular function: thioredoxin peroxidase activity. Gene Ontology annotation, biological process: cellular response to oxidative stress; cell redox homeostasis; cellular oxidant detoxification. The record is from RefSeq and is a predicted model, not a curated record. The coding region runs from base 1 to 669 and encodes 222 amino acids. The transcript is spliced from 6 exons.